AUGGCAUGGGCUAAAAGACUGCUGAUGGUUGUAGCCUACAUGCUCGAUCCGGCUCUCAUCGUUCUUGUAGCAUUCAACAGCACCAUCUACAAGCGGUGCCCCACAUCGCAGCUCAGCUGUCUCCUUGACGAGUACCGAGCGGCAGUAUUUCGAGACCUAGAGUGUGUGAUUGGCUCACAGUUCUGUGCCGUGGUUGAGAAGGACUGCAACUUUGGAAUUUUCAACAAAGCCCUGGAAAACGAGCAGACUGAAGAAAACACUGGGAUCUUCAGGAAGGCAUGGGGAAGGCUCGUCUUUGAUGCAAACCUGACAGAGAGAUACAUGAACGGCAGAGGAAUGCCCAGCACCUUCAGCUAUGUAUUGUUCUCGCCGUACCUGAGUAGUGAAGACUUCGAUGGCAGCGAGAGCUUCUACUACACAUACUCUGUCGAGGAUAGGUUCACUGGCCACGUUAGGGAGGUUUUCUACAGGCUCUUUGAGACACUCAAGGACAGUCAGGUAGACGAGUUCCAUAGCAGCAUGGUUGACUUUAGAAGAGAGGCAAAUGCACACUACAUCUACUACGAGUUUAGUCUACAAGGGUGCGGACAAUACAUUGCCACUGAGUUCAGCGAAGAAUCUGGCGGCAAGAGCAGGGAGAUUAUGGACAGCCUGUUUGAAAUUAGAGAAAGGGUAAGAAAACUGAAAGGCAAAAUCCCACGCACCAAGUUAGUUGACGAGGCAACCAGCAUGCUCCUUGAAAUGCUCACGAGGCAGAAGAUUCUGAAAGCCGGGAUUGAUCUUGAGGAGUUCCCAGACGCAAUACCGAUGCUUUUCCCAUACAAAAUGCUAGAUCUAAGAUACUCUAGAGGUGAUGCGGAUGCACACCAGCUGAUGACGAUUGGGGUUGAUCUAACAAACAUCAGCAGCAGGCUCAGUCGGUUUUUCGACCUCGGGGAGCACUCGUUGAAAUACUACACAACUUUUGAGGUAUAA
Messenger RNA from Vittaforma corneae ATCC 50505, 975 nucleotides. RefSeq lists its product as uncharacterized. Bases 1 to 975 code for a protein of 324 amino acids. The transcript has a single exon. Lineage: Eukaryota; Fungi; Microsporidia; Nosematidae. The record is from RefSeq and is a predicted model, not a curated record.